This is a messenger RNA of Aureobasidium pullulans EXF-150, 1287 nucleotides long. RefSeq lists its product as uncharacterized. The transcript has a single exon. Bases 1 to 1287 code for a protein of 428 amino acids. Lineage: Eukaryota; Fungi; Ascomycota; Dothideomycetes; Dothideales; Saccotheciaceae. The record is from RefSeq and is a predicted model, not a curated record.
AUGGUCUCCGACAGCGCUCCCAGCAGCGCAGGUCCAUCGGUCCGCAACAACAAGGAUGACAUCGACCCAAGCAAAAGUUACAUCCUCACUCUACCCACAGAGCUUCUCACCAUGACUGUUGAGAACCUCACACAGGAAGAUUUAGGCAUGGUUCGUCGCACUUGCAAGACACUAUGUGGUAUAGCGACAGUCAUUUUUGCUCGCAAGAUAGCCACAACUCUCCGACUGGACUUUUCGAAGGAAGACAUGGAUCGUCUAGUUGGUCUGACCGGACAUCCUGUCUUUGGUCCGAUGCUGAAGAGUAUCAGCUUCAGCACGGCUCAAUACAACGAGAUCAGGCACCCAUAUUUGAAAGACGAGUAUCCAUCUAAGCAUGGUUCGGAAAAUGCUCCCACAUUCGUUCGAGAUGUGCGUCAGCACAAUGUUCGUGCGAAAAGGCACAGGAGGUAUCUCCACAGCGGAACUCACAUAGCUCAACUGACACAAGCUCUGCACAACCUGACAGCAUGUCAUAACAAACUGAUCAAUGUGGGGUUUCACGACAUCGAUUACAUACUGAAAGCCGAAAGUCUGUGGCCCUUUGGAAUCUCUACCAUCCCGGUAGAAGAAAGUUACUCGGCUACCAUGGAAGCUAUCGGCAACGCAGUCGAGCUGAGUCGCUUCGAAGUCAGACGUGUCAACAUCUACCUCGAGACCCAUCAUAAAGAUCACGAGGAGAUCUUCACAAGCAACAAGUUCUGGCGGACCAUACAGUCAGCCGCAGAGCUUUGUAUUGAUACUGACUGCUGCUUUGACUGGUCUACUACAGAAGUGACCUCGAACAGGUCCAAACUUACGAUGACCGGUCACAGUCUGGAGACCAACAGAAAGACUACUUGUUACGUCAAACCGCACUAUCUGAGCAAGAGGUACUCUCAGAUAUGGGACAUCAUAUACCAAGACAAAUACCGAGAAAUUUGCUUGAAGAACUGCGAUGCACACUACUGCGUUCUCAGCGAAUUCAUCGGCACCACUAUGUCAAAAGUUAAGCAUCUCGAGCUUCACAGAAUCAAUAUUUUGCAGUCUCCAUAUCCACAAGAGAAUGGAAUGCCCAAAGCCACUGGUAUUACAUUCUGUCAAUGUCUACAGAAGCUGCAGAACCUGGAAAGUCUGAAACUCUACGAAAUUAAGAAUCGAGCCAUUGGCUCCAUCCAAUCUGAGCAAGUGCACUGGGAAGGUCAAGAGCAGAUCCAGGCUGGUCUGAAUGAUCUCAUUGGAAAGAUGACGACGUGGGAGUGGAACCAGUAG